AUGGUUAACGAAAACAUCGAUGAACAAAUUUUAACACUUUAUAGUGAAGAAAAGUGGAUGGAUAUUGUUACUUUAAAUUGUACUUUAAAUAAAUUAAACAAAAGCAGAUUAUUUUGGGUUCUACCAACUGUUAAUGACUUAUAUUUUUUAAAAGAAUUAAUUAAGAAAUACAAUCUGGUUGGAUUAGCAAGCAUAGGCUGCGGCUGCGGUUUAUUAGAAUGGUUGUUUCAAAAAUAUUCUGGUUUAGAUGUGAUCGGUGUAGAAUUAGAUCGCUCGUGGUGGUGUAGUAAAUAUUCACCACCAUUAUUUUUAAAGAAUAUUGUUUUCAUUCGUGAAAAUAAUACAAAUAACUUUUUUCUAUCAAAUAAAUAUGCUCUCCUAUUUUGUUAUUUUAAUGAUGCAUCUGCUUUUUGCAAUUAUAUGAAAAAUUAUACAGGAAAUCUUAUUUUUGUCAUUGGACCGAAAGCAGACGAACAUCGUUGGACGGAUCCAAUGCCGUUUGAUAAAACAUUUAACGAAUAUGGUUGGAGAUUAAUAGACAAAAAAGAAAUGGAACGAACUAACGAUUAUAUUACUGUUUACAACAAGUGA
Messenger RNA from Eufriesea mexicana, 591 nucleotides. RefSeq lists its product as uncharacterized. The coding region runs from base 1 to 591 and encodes 196 amino acids. Lineage: Eukaryota; Metazoa; Arthropoda; Insecta; Hymenoptera; Apidae. The transcript is spliced from 2 exons. The record is from RefSeq and is a predicted model, not a curated record.